CAAAGAGCACCUUCAUGUCAUUUCUGAGCAGUGUUGGGAAUGAGUCCAGCAGCACACAGCCCUCAUUUACCAUCUGACUAAAGGCUUUCUGAGCCAGCCCAACUGCAUAUCUGUCUUGCCCUGCUUCAACUUGUUCUGAUUUUUCUGGCUCCCACAUAGAUUCUCUGGCACUUGUAAACACAGACAAUUUGCAUGUAGGUUCAACUGCAUGCCAGCCGAACAUUGUGUGCGCUGCGGUUUAUGCUUUAAAAGUUAGAUGCGGCCAGGGUGGACUUCUCGCGUCUUGGAUAUCUUGUGCGAUUCACGAGGAAUGUUAAGCUUGUAAUUUUGAAGGCUUGAGAGAUUCCGGAGGCAAAUGUUACUUGGACUCUUUAGAGCGCCACAGGGCCGCGCAAAAACAAACAGGAGUUGCGAAAAGAACCAGUAUCGCGGUUCUCGCAGAGAGAACUGUCUUUUUGAAUGAAUUGGAGGUCCCACAAACAGAAACACAAACACCAUGAACUCCCAGGGCAGCUUUGGCAGCAGCUUUAUGUUUCAGUCCAUCAACGAUGAACUGAGCGCAUCUCUGGCCACGGCAGAUGAGCUUUCACGGGAAUUCAACUCUCUCCUGUCAGAAGCCACUCCUGCUGUGCAAACCACUACUUCAGAGAGUUCUGGCCCCAAAACCCAGAGCAGCAGCAACGGCAGUUUGUACAACGCAAACAAGAAUGGAAGCUCCUCCUUUUCCCAGAGCUCCAUGAGCAGUCUGAGCUCCGAUUCCGGCAUCAGCAGAAAAGAAUCCAACCUGGACCUUCCUCCCGCUGUCAAAAUUCGAUCUUCAUCUCCUGCACCUCUCCUAGACAGUAUGAAAUUCAAGCCUUCAUCUCCAAGUCCUUUAACCCAGCAGCAUUCCUCUUUUACAAACCGUAAAGACAGCUCGGAUUCCCGACAUCCCUUUGACCCAAUGACUCCCCCUAACAUGUCUCCUAAUACACUAAGACGAAUGACACAGAUGCCGCUGAGGCCUCAAGAUCGAAGCACAAGGGGAUCUUUGAGCUAUGGGGAGCUAUCCAGCCCUACCUAUGAAAGCAAAGCAUCUCGCACCUCGCUGCAGCCCCCAGCAAGCCCUUUGUCUUUGGCUCCCAGGUCUCCGAGGUUGGAUCGAGCACCUUCUCCUCAGCCUUUCAGUCAACCAGCAGUCAGCACGCUGCCACGCAACUUCCACCCAUUCAGACCCUUAGAAGAUGGAAUGCAGAGGCAAAAGAACCCCUCUAAGUGGAAUGAGAGCGACCUUGAUGCGUCACACGACAGAAAGCCUCACCACACGUAUGACAAGAAUGAAUGGAUCAGACCAUCUGUACCCAACAGCAACUGGAAAGAAUCAAACCUGGACGCACCUCCUGCCGCCAAGAAGGAUACUCUGCCCCGUUCGCUCCCAUCAUCUCACAGCUCGCUCCCAAGGAACACUCGUAUCUCAGUGCCCCCUGAACUCGCCUCGAGCACCAGCUCACCUUACGGCCCUCAGCCAAUCAUUUCCCGUAUCUCCAUUCCACCUGCAAGCACUGGAGUGCGUAAGCAGCGGCCCAUCCCGCUUUCUGUCAUCAUGAGGCUCCAGAACCCCUACUAUAUUGCGGAUGUUAGCAGAUACGCCCCUGGCCUGAUGGGAGAGCCCCAGCAAGAGAUCUUUCGCCAACAUCUUCCCCUGCCCCGAGAGUACCUGCGGCAAAAUCAGACACCUCAACCUCAGCAACCUCAGAGACAACCUCAGUACUACAGAGAAGCAGUACUUCACCCUGGAGAUGUUGAUGCUGAGCUUGAGAGACAGGACAAAACAGAAGGCCCUGACCAAGGCUUGAAACUAGAAGAAGAGGUUAAAGUGGAGAAUACAGAGAUGCCUCCUCGCCCUCUCAGCCCCACGCGUCUGCAGCCCGUGGUGGCCCCACAGGCGGAGUUGGACACCGACCUGGACGAAGUGAUGCGCAUCCGGGCCGAGUUCCCCAGGGCCCUGAAGAAACGCGGCUCGGUUGAAAUUCCUCAGACCCUGCACAACCUCCCCCUCCCCCAAUCGGCCAACCAUUACAAGCAAAUGAUCAAUAAACUGUUUCGCAGGAAGACCAUCCGUGUCAAAGAAGAGCCAGCUGGUGAAAGUAGCAGCUCUUCAGACGGGGAAGACUCUUCUAAAUCUGCUGUAUCCGUAGUUCCGGUACCAAUCACAGAGAUACACGUCUCUUCUGAACAGAAGGGUAUUCACUCUAUCUUGCGGAAGGGCAGCAAAGCCAAUAAAUCCUCCAGCCGUAGGGCUCACCUGAGCCCACUGGUGCUGAUGUUGGACGGGUCUUUAGUAGGGGAGUUAGAAACUGUACAGAGGGCCGCUCAGGAGGUGAGUGACCCAAGCCAGGCUAACGAUGAAGGCAUCACGGCGCUUCACAACGCCAUCUGCGGUGGACACUUCUUAGUGGUGGAGUUCCUCGUGCGGAUAGGGGCUAACGUCAGCGCUCCAGACAGCCAUGGCUGGACGCCCUUGCACUGUGCCGCAUCCUGUAACGAUCGGCAAAUGUGUGAGUUUCUAGUGCGGAACGGAGCGGCGGUGAUGGCCGUGACGGACAGCGACGGGGCCACAGCCGCGCAGAAGUGUGACCCCUACGCCCCGGGCUUCGAGGAGUGCGAGAGCUUCCUGAGAGGUAUGGAGGAAGCGAUGGGUGUGGAGAACAGUGGGGUGGUGUACGCUCUUUGGGGAUAUCCUGUCCAGGCUCCAGAUGAACUGAGCUUCAAAGAAGGAGACAUGGUGACCAUCCUGCAGAAACCUGAAGGGGUGGACUGGUGGUGGGCUUCACUGUGUGGCAGGGAGGGCUUUGUACCAAACAACUAUUUUGGGCUUUUUCCGAAAGUGCGGCCUAAAUCGCUGUGCUGAACGCAUCCGCAAACGCAGGCGACAACAGUCUGAAUGCAGGUUUCACAUGUGUAUUCUCUUCUUCCUUCCCUUUUAAAUUGUGUUUAAUGAAAAGAUAUGAUGGGAUUUUAAACGUGCACACUGUACAACUUUUCUCUAUAGACCACCGUGACAAAGUCGCUUCACUGGGAAUAGUGGUUAUACAGGUUUAUAUAGACUUAGCCAGCUGAAAAAUUGUCAUAAAAAUUGUAUAAAGCUAAGCAGUCUAUUUAAUUUGAGAACAGGGAUUAAGCGUAUGAGCAAACUGAACUGGAUUUAAUACAGAAAUGCAUUAAGUCUCGUAAUUUUGUUCGGAAAGGUUUGUUCUUUGUCUUGACUAAUGUUUUUCAGCACUGAGCAGGAAGGAAAUUCUUCAGACUAUCAGUAUUGCUUUUGUUUAUGAAUGCUUUGCAUGCAAGUGCAUCUGCUGUUAAUCAGUAACGUUGCAUAGAUACAAAAAAAGUUGUUUCAGAAAUGUAUUUGAAUAACUCGCGUCCUAACUCAGCUUUGGAUUAUUUACAGUAUUCCACGCCAAAACGUUAGCCUUUUUUAUGUAACUUUUAAACGUGUUUUUCCUGUCUGUUUUCACAGUGAUCUUUAUGUAUUAUGAAAUAUUGAGAGAAAGUUUCCUUCUCGAAACAAUGUACUAUCCAUGUGGGUUGUGAAUUACAUAUUUGCUUUGAUGUGAGGGAAGUUUGUUUUAGAGGGGUGUGUGUGUGUGUGUGUGUGUGUGUGUGUGUGUUUUAUUUGCCUCGUUGAAUCCACUGACUGUGACUGUUAAGAUAGAUUGUUACUCUCUGUAAUACUCUUGCACAAAAGGAUAAUAAAUACUAAUUGUAGA
Molecule: messenger RNA, 3749 nt
Organism: Puntigrus tetrazona (Sumatra barb)
Lineage: Eukaryota; Metazoa; Chordata; Actinopteri; Cypriniformes; Cyprinidae
Gene: ppp1r13l
Product: protein phosphatase 1, regulatory subunit 13 like
Exons: 13
Coding region: 497-2890 (797 amino acids)
Biological process (GO): positive regulation of cell differentiation; regulation of transcription by RNA polymerase II
Molecular function (GO): transcription factor binding
Source: RefSeq, a predicted model, not a curated record